AAAAGGGCAGGAAGUAUUCUUGACAUGGGCGUCGGCCUCCUAAUCUGUACACAAAAUCUCUUUUUACUUUUGUUGUCACAGUCCUGGAUUUGAAGCAUGAUGCUCUGCACUCCAUGAAGACACAGUCUGGCUCCCGUUUUUUACUAUAGGAAAAUUUGCUUUUGUUAUCUCUUCUUGAAACUGGACCUUGCAGCAAGUUCUCAUUCACAUGAGUCAGGACCGCUGCAUUAUUAUGGACAAUGACUUGCUUACCGUGGCCUCAGCUGGUCUGUCUUUGACGAACCACAAUGAAGAGGAAUCGUCAGAUGUUGUGGGACUUCAUGUCCUGACUGCUGAUGGUGUAAAUGGAGCUGCUGAUGGCAUCAUAGGAACCCUACCCUCUGAGGAUUGUGGCCAGCCAGUAAUUGCUGUGCCUGCUCUCACUACUGAUAUCACUGCGUCAGCCAUUGGAAAGGAUGGAGAGAUAACGCUGAAUUCAUCUUUCAUUCCAGAGAAUGCUAUUCUUAUGGAGACACCAAGAGGAUUGAUGUUAACAGUGUCUGAUAAUAUUGGGAGUUUAGCGUACAAUGACGAAAAUUCCCCUCAUGAUGGAAAUUCGCGGCAGUUGCUUUCAUGUAUACCAGUGUCAUUAUUCAGUGCUUGUGAUAGCACUGUUGAUGUGGACACUGCAUCAGGUUACAAUGACAUGGACAUGAAAGGUGCACUGCAGGAUGACUCUGUUGGAUUGACUUCUCAUUUACAGGAUGACAGCAGUGGGAUUCAAGAAAGACUCCACAGUGAUGCAGAUGUUGGAACACAACUACAGACCGACAUGUCUAGUGUGAUUGCAGAUCCACAGAUGCCUCUGACUGAUGAAACCACAGAAGUCUGCACAACAAAACGAAAAGGUGGCUGGCCAAAAGGUAAAAAACGGAAAAAAGAGCCUGUUGUUAUGGGACCCAGAGCCCCACUCACUGGGUAUGUGUUGUAUGCCAUGGAUCGGCGGAGAGAAAUCAAGGAAAAUCAUCCUGAAAUCAGCUUUCCAGAGGUGACAAAGAUACUUGGGCAGGAAUGGAGCUCUCUGGCACCAGAUGUCAAGGAGAAAUACCUGGCAGCUGCUGAGGCAGACAAGAAAAGAUACAGAGAGGAACUUAAGGCAUUCAAGUCUUCGGACACUUAUCAAGAAACAAUACGUAAAAAGAUCUUGCUGCAGAAUGGUGGCAGUGUACCAAGUGACCAAGAGAAUGCUGACAUUUUAUCAUGUGUGGAUGAUGAGGAUAACUCGGAUGAGCUUCAUUGUAAAGUCUGUGAUGUGUACUUCAGUUCCUUGCACAAUAAACGGGAACACAUGUAUGGAAGGACCCAUCUGCAAGCAGUAACAGGUGCUGUUGAGAAAGAAAUCCUGAGGCAGCAGCAAGAGGAACAGGCCAUGAUGGACGGGGCUCUGGUCGUGUCCGAGGAGACUCAGGACGAGUUCCACCCUGCGCUACAGACCAGCAAUAGUAAUGACGGCAGCUUUGCAAGUACCAGCUCCGGACCAGUGGAUAUCCAUGGUUUCAUGAUGGAAUUUAUCCAGAAGAAUUAUGAGAGGGAACAAGAAAUCUCAGUGCUCAAAAAAUGUUUGAACAAGUCAUUGCAAGAUAAUGUUGCCAUGUGCAAAGAGAUUCAAACUUUACAAGAGUUUCAAGUAAAGCUGGAAGAAGAAAUUCAAACUCUCACCUCCACUACGUCUUCCUUGAUUGUGCAAAAUGAUGCUUUGAAAAUGGUGCCUACACUGUUUGGUAUUAUUAAUUUGUGACUUUCGAUGUUAUGAUCUCGGUGAAAUUUUGAUGAUCUAGUCUCUCACUCAGAGUGUAGGGUGAGUUAUGAAAGUGUGUGUAAAGUUAUGCAGUGUGUCACUGACUGUUUUUAUUUGGGGAAAGUCAUAAGUCGAUAUUAAAUAUUGUUAGUAUUGCCAAUAAUUUGUAUAUAUUGAUUUAUUCCUGGCCAGUUUUGCAGAAAACUCUCAAUAUAGAGUGAGAAAAUAUUUGUCCUUUGAAAACACUCCUUUUUUCUACAGAUGUAAUAGUAACUUUAAAGCGGACGCAAUCUAGCAAAAUUCCUGGUGGACCAAUAUUGUAAAGUAAAAUACAUUUGUGUGGGUCUGGAUUUUUUAAGAUAUUCAGAUUACAUGCAGCACCAGUAAUUUAUGGAGGUGAUACCCGUAGAUUUUCAGAUAUGUGCAUUGUUUUGAUCAGGGGAAGGAACGUUAUUUGUAAAUAGGGAUGUUUCUGUGCAAUAUCAUCUUAGAAUUGGAGUCAGGAUUCUAGCAGAAGGUGAACAUUAUGAAAUUAUUUCGGAUUCUUAGUGUGCUAGUAUAAUCAUUGUCAUUGCAUUUUGAUUAAUUCAUUGUCAACAGGAUUUAAUUUUAUGGCCCGUUAGACUCUUGAGUACCCUUUGGAAUUACUCAGCUUGUGUUUAAUGACAUUGUCAGCAUGUUUUGUUUACCUGUUGUAAGGCUUUGAUCAGAAAAUCAUUUUAUUUGUGAAAGCAUG
Messenger RNA from Aplysia californica (California sea hare), 2513 nucleotides. Its product is annotated as high mobility group protein 20A. The transcript has 13 exons. The coding region runs from base 209 to 1777 and encodes 522 amino acids. NCBI's taxonomy places the organism in Eukaryota, Metazoa, Mollusca, Gastropoda, Aplysiida, Aplysiidae. Gene Ontology annotation, cellular component: nucleus. The record is from RefSeq and is a predicted model, not a curated record. Gene Ontology annotation, biological process: regulation of gene expression.